Molecule: messenger RNA, 3045 nt
Organism: Erythranthe guttata (spotted monkey flower)
Lineage: Eukaryota; Viridiplantae; Streptophyta; Magnoliopsida; Lamiales; Phrymaceae
Source: RefSeq, a predicted model, not a curated record
AUUCGAUUCCGCUCCCCAUGCCUCAGGCUCAGAUCCCUACGUGAACCACUUUUCCUUUACCGAUAUUUUUCCUCUCUCUAGCUUUCACUCUUCUAACUCGGAGCUUCCCUUCCAAACCAGAAUUGAUGAAUUCUUUCUGUUCCAUUUUCCAUUUUUCCUGAGAUUUUAAGUUCUUCGUUUCGUCAUUACAAUUUCGUGAAAACGAAUAAUCGUCGAGGUUGGAGCGUUUCGUGUGUGUGCCUACUUGCCAUUUUUGUGUGUGCAAUCUUCGAACAACUGAGAAGUUCAGCUGAAACUGAAUUCAGGAUCGCGAUCGUCCCGAAUUUGAGGCACAAAAGAGGGUCACGAGUUGAACUUUUUGGAGUCAUUUACUGGAGCAGCGAUCAUGGCGCAAAGUAAUUGGGAAGCAGAUAAGAUGCUUGAUGUCUACAUUUAUGACUACUUAAAGAAAAGAAACUUGCUUAAUUCUGCAAAAGCUUUCAUGACGGAAGGAAAAGUUGCGACUGAUCCUGUAGCUAUUGAUGCACCUGGAGGAUUCCUCUUCGAGUGGUGGUCCGUCUUUUGGGACAUCUUCAUUGCAAGGACAAACGAGAAGCAUUCUGAGGCAGCUGCAGCUUACAUAGAGACACAACAAACCAAAGCAAGGGAACAACAGCAGCAGCAGCAGCUGCAAAUGCAGCAGUUGCAACUCAUGCAGCAACGCAAUGCGCAUGCCCAGUUACAUCGAAGAGAUCCUAACCAUCCUCCCCUCGGUCCCAUGAACUCGAUAAACUCUGAAGGCAUGAUGGGGCAGCAGUCUGCCGGUGUAUUAACUAUGAAAUUGUAUGAAGAUCGUAUGAAGCAUCCUAAUUCAAUGGAUUCUGAGACAUCUUCUGGGCUUAUUGAUGCCAAUAGGAUGGCACUUCUCAAGUCAGCUUCCAAUCCGCAAGGACAGUUGAUUCAAGGCAAUUCUGGGAGCAUGUCUGCAGCCUUGCAGCAAAUGCACGGACGGCCUCAGCUGACAACUGACAUUAAAACGGAACCUAACUUGGGUGGAACUCAGAAAUCUAUGCCGAUGGACCCAUCAUCUAUAUAUGGGCAAGCAAUUCUUCAGUCAAAAUCUGGACUUGGUGGUGCAGGGAUGAGUCAAGGAGUAUCAGGUCUUCCACUGAAGGGGUGGCCCCUGACAGGAAUUGACCAAUUACGUCCUAGUUUGGGAUUACAAGUACAAAAACCCAAUAUGCAGACUCAAAACCAGUUUCUUUUGUCACCACAACAGCAACAGGCUCUAGCGCAAGCUCAGGCACAAGGGAACAUUGGAAAUUCAGCUAACUAUGGGUUUGGGGGAUUACCAAGGGGUAACUUCAAUGCAAAAGAUGGGCAGCCUUCACGGAAUGAUGGAUCUAUUUGCUCCCCAGUGCAGUCAAAUUCACCUAAGAUGAAGAUGGCCCAAAUGCAGCAGGCUUCAUCUCAACAACAAGAUCAGUUACAGCAGCAACAGCAACAGCAGCAAUUGCAACAGAAUAACAGGAAAAGAAAGCAACAUUCUUCAUCAGGGCCUGCUAACAGUACAGGAACUGGAAAUACAGUAGGCCCUUCCCCAGGAUCACCACAGUCAACUCACACACCUGGCGAUGGAAUGAAUGCUGCUAGCAGCCUGCAGCAUGUCAAUAGUGUGAACAAGAGUAUGAUGAUAUAUGGUGCAGAGGGAGCCAGUGGAAUUGCAUCUUCGACAAAUCAGCUUGAUGAUUUGGAGAAUUUUGGAGAUGUUGGUUCCCUUGAAGACAACGUGGAAUCUUUUUUGUCACAUGAUGGAGGAGAUGGAAAUUUAUAUGGCUCUUUGAAACAAACUCUUACUGAGCAUAAAACAGAGACAUCUAAAGGUUUUUCGUUUGGAGAAGUUGGUUGUAUACGGACAAGAAAUAAAGUGACAUGUUGCCAUUUUUCUUCGGAUGGGAAGUUAUUAGCUAGUGCUGGGCAUGACAAAAAGGCUGUUAUUUGGAACAUGAACACCCUGCAGACUGAAACCACUCCGGAAGAACACCAAUAUUUAAUUACAGAUGUUCGCUUCCGGCCAAAUUCAACUCAACUUGCGACGGCUUCAUUUGACAAGUCUGUCAGAUUGUGGGAUGCAGCUAAUCCAAGCUAUUGUCUAAAUGCAUACACAGGACAUUCUUCCCAUGUGAUGUCCCUCGACUUCCAUCCCAAAAAGACUGAUCUGUUCUGUUUCUGCGAUAGUAAUAACGAAAUACGCUAUUGGAAUAUUAAUCCAUUUUCUUGCACUCGGAUUUCCAAGCAAGGAGGCAGUGCACAAGUGAGAUUUCAACCUAUUACUGGGCAUCUACUGGCAGCAGCAUCAGACAAGGUGGUCUCGAUAUUCGAUGUUGAAAAUGACAGACAAACAUAUUCUUUCCAGGGACAUUCUGGUGUGGUGAACUACCUAUGCUGGGACCUUAACGGGGAGAACUUGGCUUCUGUGAGUGAGGAUAGCAUUAAAGUUUGGUCUUUAGCCUCAGGAGAUUGCAUCCACGAGCUCAACUCCAACGGAAACCAAUUCCAUUCUUGCGUUUUUCAUCCAAGUUAUCCUUCUCUCUUGGUCAUUGGAGGCUUAAGGUCUCUGGAGCUGUGGAACAUGAUAGAGAACAAAAGCAUGACGGUACCUGCACACGAGAACAUAGUUGCUGCUCUGGCGCAGUCGCCCGUGACAGCAAUGGUCGCAUCUGCUAGCCACGACAGCUCAGUCAAGUUAUGGAAAUAAACAAACACACACGGCUUGUCCCAUAUGGAUAUCAUUACAAGUUAUAUCCGACAUAUGUUGGGGAAAAUAAUAUGCUCUAGCCUGUCGGCCUUUUCCUUGUAUGAUGAAAUGUGAGCUAUAAUAGUACAUGGGGUUCUUUGUAUGUCUUUUUAGAUUAUUCGGGUUCACUUGUCUGUAUUGAGAAGCAUCUAUAUAUAUAUAUAAUCAGAUUCGCUUAAUCUAGGUAAAUAGGCAGUGUGUGCCGGUGGUGCCCUCAUAACUGUUAACUAGUAACUUGAUUGAUUUCUCAUUUGCUAAACGUCUCUUCC